CUACAAGAAAUUAAUCGUGUAUUUCUAUGGAGUAAAACAUGAAUCAAAAUCAUUACAUUUUGAGUGCUUCUUUAUUCUUACUGCUUAACAACGUGGUUCAAGGAUAUUGGAAAAGUCCAGAUGCUGGUCCAACAUGCAAGGUAAACACUUGCAGAGAAUCUGAUGAUGUUUGUGAGUGUUCCCUAACAGUGGAACACAGACUGACUAUGAUGACACUAAAAGAUCCCAUAAUGGUCGUACCAUCUAAUGGCAAGCUUCGGCGAUAUAAUGAUAGUACUCCUCUCUCUGAUUCAAUGGCUGAUGACGUUAUUACAACGGAUGGCUAUCGGUCCCGCCUUGUCAUUGCUAUUAACGAUAAGUUCCCCGGACCAACCAUUGAAGCCUUUGAAGGCCAAAAACUGAUCAUCCAUGUAAGAAAUCUGAUGCAUACUGACUCAACAACUGUGCAUUGGCACGGAAUGCAUCAACGUGGAACUCCACAUGCAGAUGGUGUUGCCUUCAUAAGUCAAUGUCCAAUUUUGCCAGGACAUACAUUUACCCAUACAUUUACAGCAAGCCCACAUGGAAGCAGUUUCUACCAUGCACACAUUGGGGACCAGCGUAGCAUGGGAUUAUAUGGAGGAUUGAUAAUUUAUCCCAGACACAAAUUUUAUCCUCAACCACAAAUUGGAUUCACUGUUCUCCUACAGGACUGGAACCACAAUGACGAACCGGAAACAUUAUAUCAGCGCAUGCUUAAUGGUGUAUACAAUUUUAAUGAUAUGUCACCAACAUUAGUAAAUACCACUCAGUCUGUGGACGGUGCUAAUUUCAGUCGUUAUCAUUUCCAUUCUGGACUCAUAAAUGGAAAAGGGAGGUUCUGGUCACGACCACCGAAUAGCUACCUGCAACAAAAUGGUGCCCCGCUUGAAGUCUUUAAGGUAAAACCACAGCAAACGUACAGAUUUCGAGUGAUAAGUGCUGCUACCCUUUAUCCUUUCCGUGUGUUUGUACAAGAUCAUCCAGAACUUACAGUCGUAGCAUCUGAUGGUUUUGAGAUUGUCAGAGGAACUGGGAAGGAUAGUCAAGCAAUCGUUGUUGAAUCGUUCAUAAUCCAUCCUGGAGAAAGAUACGAUUUUUUCCUGUACACAGGAAAGACAGUAAAAUCAUACUUGUUGGUUGCAGAGAGCAUUGAAGUGAUACCUAGCAACGUUUAUGAAUAUCAUGCUGCAGAGGCGAUAAUUCAAUAUGAAGGCUCCUCGACUUCCUAUAUUACUUCAAGAGCAAGUAACCAAAAUCAUUGUACAAGUAUGAAACCAUGCAUAACAUUCAAUUGUCCUUACAAAUACUACCCAUCUAGUCAAAACAGACAAUGCCUCAGUUAUGAUGAAGCAAACAGUAAUGAACUAAACUCAACUAGUGAAGAAGUAGCUAUUGUUUCGAAGACACUGUUUUUUAACUUUGCUUUUCCUGGUGAGCCGGGAAAUACCCCAGGUUCAGUCAAUGGACAUGCGUUUGUAUCACCACUGGCACCCAUACUUACAGAGACAAGUAGUCAACUGCGAACUAUCUGUGAUACCUCGUUAUGCAGAUUUGAUUCCAUUUGUGCUUGCACAUAUUCCGUCGAUCUUGAAUUUGGAAAGGUGUAUCAAUUUGUUCUUACAAACAUUGGCAGUGGACGCGGCUGGUCUCAUCCUGUUCAUCUACAUGGUCAUUAUUUCUUCGUCUAUAAAAUGGGAUUUGGUGAAUACAAUCAAAAUACAGCCAAGUUUGUAUCUGAAACAGAGGACAUCGAAUGCCAGAGAACUAAUACAACUAAUUAUUGCAAUUCUGCUAAAUGGAGAAAUGAAACAUGGAAUAGUUACAUCCCUGGCUCUAAAACCAGCUACCCUCCAGAGAAGGACACAAUAAUAAUUCCAACUGGUGGGUAUGUGGUUAUUCGAUUUAAAGCAAAUAACCCUGGCGCCUGGUUCUUUCAUUGUCACAUUGAUCUUCAUAAUACGAAUGGCAUGGGGAUGGUUCUACUGGAGUCACCUUCCAAGUAUCCUCGAGCACCUGCUGGGUUCCCAAAAUGUGGGUACUUAAAUCAAAAUGAGAACACAUCCAUUGGAUCACGCUAUUUGAUAGAUGUAGUGUUUCUGCUGUUUGUUAUGGUUGGUGGUUUUAGGUGCAAGAUCCAGACCAGCGGAUGAAAAAUUAUACAAGUGCCUGGUUUUACACCCAUUUUUAAAACUGUGUAUUAGAUAAUGUACUUGUUUUUCAUUAUUGAAUAUUUCGGGAUAGAUUUUCACUUAAAAGUGUGUCUACUGUAGAACUACUGUAGAAAUUGGACUUGGAACAUUUUCACUCAAAUAUUUGUUUGCUGUAUAAUUAUGGUUGUCACUGUUGAAUAUUUUGUAGAGAUUGAAUUUGAACAUUUUAACUCAAAUAUUUGUCUGCUGUGUAAUUAUAAUUUUUCAUUGUUGAAUAUUUUGUAGGAUUGGACUUGAAAAUUUUCACUCAAAAAAUUAAGAUAUCGUUAAGAUGCAGCAAUAUUCUGAUAAGAGAGAUAACUCUUAAUGCCAUAAAUGUCUAUUAUUCCUUUAUAAAUUCGUCAGGUUUGAAAUGUCUUUUCUCUCCAAUUUUGCCACGCAAGCUAUGUUACAAUUGUUUGUAU
Messenger RNA from Saccostrea echinata, 2635 nucleotides. RefSeq lists its product as uncharacterized. NCBI's taxonomy places the organism in Eukaryota, Metazoa, Mollusca, Bivalvia, Ostreida, Ostreidae. Gene Ontology annotation, biological process: iron ion transport. The record is from RefSeq and is a predicted model, not a curated record. Bases 39 to 2171 code for a protein of 710 amino acids. Gene Ontology annotation, cellular component: plasma membrane. Gene Ontology annotation, molecular function: copper ion binding; oxidoreductase activity. The transcript is spliced from 2 exons.